UCUCUUCUUCUUAACCCCUUCUCCUCUCCUCAGUCCUCCCAGCAACCUUAUCCUUCGUCUCCUUAUCUUCUUCACGUCUCCUGUUUUCUUCUUCCUUUCAUUCCUGGAAACCCUUAUCAAGAAACGUCCUAAACUCGAAACCCGCAAGAACCCACCAUCGAAAGGUGGGCAAAGUUUGUCACCCUUCAAUAUAUUAGUUGCAGAAGCCAAGGGAGGCUCUCAAGCUCCAAUGGACUCGAAGGAAGUGGCUGCUGCGUCUUCUCCGGUCUCAGGUUCUUCUCCUAAUAAUAAUACUCGUUUUGAAAUUGAUAUUGAUACUGCUCCUAAGGUUGGUAGUAAUUUGAAUACUGAUAUUCAUGGUAGUGGUAGCAAUGGUAAAGUUAAUUUUAGUAGUGCUUCUGAUGAUGAGGGGUUUGUGAGUGGUGAGGAGGAUUUUGAUAUGGCUUCGGAGAAGCCAUUUGUGGUGGGCCCUGAUGAAAAAGAAAAAUCCGACGGCCUUGCGGGGGAGAAUUCUGACGGCCCUUUUGCGGCUUCGUCGGAAGUAUCUGUCCCAAUCGAUGAUAAUAGGGCUGCUUCUGAGGUUUUAGUUGGUGAUAAUGUCGAAAAUGUUGAUAAAGUUGGGGAAUUAGAGGGUGGGAAGGAUGUUGAAGGAGGUGAGGGCGAGCCGGUGAAAGAAUCUCAAGCUGUUGGUGUAGGGGAUAGUCUUUCUGAUAAUUUGGAUGAAAGUGUUGUCGAGGGCUUGGAGGGGAAGCCUGAAGCUCCUCCUGUCUUUGCUGGGGAUUCGGUCUCGAAUUUGGAUGGGAGUGGUGGUGAUAGUCAAGGGGGCACGAUAGAGAGUUUUGGGGAAAGGAGUGGAACUAGUGCCGGUGAAAAGGAGGAAUCAAAACACCUGGAACUAUUAGUGAAUGACAGUGAAAGAGAGGAACCAGAACAAGCGUCACUUGUGACCAAUGCCUGUGAAGUUGCAAAUCAUGAUAAGUCAGAUAGUGCAGCGGUUGAUACCUCCACCGUCAAAAAUGGUCCUCAACCAAUGGAAGAGAAGAAUGUUGAAGGGAUUCCUGAGACUGGAAUGGAGCAAUUGGCUGUAUCAGAAGCUAAAGAAAAUGGCACUGUGUCGAGCAGUGGUGAUGCUGAGGAAUUACUAGGUGGAGAUCAAAUUCAGGCUGGCAAAUCUGUUGACGAAGGAACGUACGUCAGCUUUCAGGAUGAUGGAUUGGAAAAAAGUGAGUCUGGCAUUUCUCAUUGGCCUGAGCAUGAUAAACCGAAAUCAAUUCAUGAUGCUCCAGAAAUAGUAGAAGCAGAAGAUGAAGCUAAGAUUCAGAUGGGGGAAGAAGCUGGCCUUGAAGGCUCAAUUUCAGAUGGGGAUAAUGAUGGUAUGAUAUUUGGAAGCUCUGAAGCAGCUAAACAGUUCAUUGAGGAGUUGGAGCGGGGAUCAGGUGGUAAUUCAUUUUCAGGUGCUGAUACUUCUCUGGAUCAGCCACAGAGAGUUGAUGGACAAAUUGUCACAGACUCUGAUGAUGAAGUGGACACUGAUGAAGAAGGAGAAAACAAAGAAUUAUUUGAUUCUGCUGCCUUAGCAGCCCUCUUGAAAGCUGCGACUGGUGCUGACUCAGAUGGGGGAAGUAUCACAAUAACCUCUCAAGAUGGAUCUAGGCUGUUUUCGGUAGAGCGCCCUGCAGGUCUGGGGUCUUCAUUGCGAUCCUUGAGACCUACUCCCCGAUCAAACCGCCCCAACAUCUUUACUCCGUCCACUUUUUCAAACAGUGGAGAAUCUGAGAGCAACUUGACCGAUGAGGAGAAGAAGAAGCUGGAGAGGUUACAGCAGAUCCAAGUGAAAUUUUUGAGGCUUCUGCACAGGCUAGGGCUUUCAACUGAUGAAUCAGUAGCAGCACAAGUUAUCUACAGAUUAACUCUUGCUGCAGGAAGGCAAAGCGGUCAACUGUUUAGCACUGAAGCUGCCAAAGCAAUGGCGCUGCAGCUUGAAGCAGAGGAGAAAGAUAAUUUGGACUUCUCCUUGAACAUACUGGUUCUUGGCAAAUCUGGAGUGGGAAAAAGUGCUACGCUAAACUCAAUUUUUGGGGAAGAGAAGGCUCAGAUUGACGCAUUUCAGCCUGCCACAACUACUGUGAAAGAAAUAUCUGGAUUUGUGGAUGGAGUGAAGCUUCGGGUUUUUGAUACACCUGGCCUCAAAUGCUCAGCGAUGGAACAGUCUUUCAACCGCAGUAUCUUGUCCUCAGUGAAGAAAUUGACCAAGAAAAAUCCACCAGACAUUGUCCUUUAUGUGGACAGGCUGGACGCUCAAACAAGAGACCUCAAUGAUCUGCCACUACUGAGGACCAUAUCUGGCUCUCUUGGAUCCUCAACCUGGCGAAGUGCUAUAGUGACCCUCACGCAUGCUGCGUCUGCACCUCCAGAUGGACCAUCUGGUUCCCCUAUGAGUUAUGAGGCCUUUGUUACUCAAAGAUCUCAUGUUGUUCAGCACUCUAUUGGGCAAGCUGUAGGUGAUCUCCGCAUGAUGAGUCCAAGCCUUAUGAAUCCUGUUUCACUUGUGGAAAACCAUCCUUCAUGUCGGAGGAACAGGGAAGGCCAGAAGGUGCUACCUAACGGCCAAACUUGGAGACCUCAGUUGUUGUUGUUAUGCUAUUCAAUGAAGAUUUUGUCAGAAGCAGGUUCCCUCUCAAAGCCUCAAGAUCCAUUUGACCACCGCAAGCUCUUUGGAUUCCGGGUUCGCUCACCGCCUCUUCCAUAUAUGUUGUCUUCAAUGUUGCAGUCCCGUGCACACCCAAAGCUUUCGACUGAGCAGGGUGGGGAGAUUGGUGAUUCUGAUAUCGACCUGGAUGAUUUGUCAGACAUAGACAAUGAUGAUGAAGAUGAGUAUGACCAGCUUCCUCCUUUCAGGCCUCUUAGGAAAGCUCAAAUUGCAAAGCUCAGCAAAGAGCAGAGGAAGGCCUACUUUGACGAGUAUGACUACCGGGUGAAGCUCCUUCAGAAAAAACAAUGGAAAGAGGAACUGAAGAGAAUGAAAGAGAUGAAAACAAAGGGAAAGGAUGCUGAGAUUGUCAAUGGUUUCACAGAAGAAGAUGCAGAUUCAGCAGCUGCAGCUCCCGUGGCAGUUCCAUUACCUGACAUGGUGCUGCCUCCUUCUUUCGAUGGUGAUAAUCCUGCCUACAGAUACCGAUUCUUAGAGCCAACAUCACAGUUUCUAGCCAGGCCUGUUCUGGAUACCCAUAGCUGGGAUCAUGAUUGCGGGUAUGAUGGUGUCAAUGUUGAAAACAGUUUGGCUAUUCUGAAUCGCUUUCCAGCAGCUGUCACUGUUCAAGUCACAAAAGAUAAGAAAGAUUUCAGCAUUAGUUUGGACUCCUCUAUUGCUGCUAAGCAUGGCGAGAAUGUGUCAAGCAUGGCAGGAUUUGAUAUCCAAAGUAUUGGAAAGCAGCUUGCAUAUGUUGUCCGUGGUGAAACCAAAUUCAAAAAUUUGAAGAAGAACAGGACCGCUGGUGGGGUAUCUAUAACGUUCUUGGGGGAGAACGUGGUCCCUGGGAUCAAGAUUGAAGACCAGAUUACAUUGGGCAAGCAGUAUGCCUUGGUAGGCAGCGCUGGGGUUGUUAGAGCUCAGCAGGACACUGCUUAUGGAGCCAACUUUGAGCUGCAGCGCAGGGAGCAGGAUUUUCCUAUUGGCCAGGUCCAAUCCACAUUCAGCAUGUCAGUGAUCAAAUGGAGGGGGGACUUGGCUCUAGGUUUCAACAGUCUAGCUCAGUUCUCUGUCGGGCGUGGUUCAAAAGUUGCUGUGCGUGCAGGAAUAAAUAAUAAGCUGAGUGGACAGGUUACAGUGAGGGCGAGCAGUUCAGAACAUCUCUCUCUUGCACUCGCAGCUGUCAUCCCGACUGUAAUUUCCAUCUACAAGAAACUGUGUCCUGGUGUUGGCGAGAAGCAAUUGAUGUAUUAGCUCGCUCUUUCACUUGGUGUUGCCUUGAUCAAUACCAAACGGCUUCAUUUUGGAGCUUCUGCAGAUUUUUUUUGUCAUCUUGUUGGGUAACAUUUAUGUCAUCUAGUUUAGAACUGCAGCUCAUUACUAGAAUUUAUAUGUUUUGGCUUGAUGUUGAAUAUGAGAUGGAACUAAGAGGGUAUAAUUUCAUUUUUCAACUCCGAAAAUUUGGUACCAGAAUUCAUUAUGAUUAUCAUCGAAGGCAUGAAUUUUGCUAUGAUUC
Coffea eugenioides is the source of this 4205-nucleotide messenger RNA. RefSeq names its product translocase of chloroplast 159, chloroplastic-like. Gene Ontology annotation, cellular component: chloroplast outer membrane. Gene Ontology annotation, biological process: protein targeting to chloroplast. The coding region runs from base 230 to 3943 and encodes 1237 amino acids. The record is from RefSeq and is a predicted model, not a curated record. The transcript has a single exon. Lineage: Eukaryota; Viridiplantae; Streptophyta; Magnoliopsida; Gentianales; Rubiaceae. Gene Ontology annotation, molecular function: GTPase activity; GTP binding.